GUGGGCUCUUACUAAAAAAUUGUUACCAGACAGAGCUUUUAAAAUAGGGGGUAAAACCCUAAUCCAAUAUGAGCUGCAGUAUUCCAAUUCAAUCGCUCUUCUACGAUCCUAUAAAUUCUAUGAAUGACAAACUCCGCCCCCAUCAAUUUGCGUCUGUGAUGAAUGGCUAAAACAGGGCGCGACAACUAUUUACCUGAAGAAAUUAUCUUCAUAGUCCUUUCAUGGCUGCCUGUUAAAACACUCCUCCGCUUUAAAUCAGUUUGCAAAUCUUGGAGAUCGAUGAUAUCCGACACUCAAUUUGUGGGAGCUCACCUCAGCAAUUCCCGUAGAAAACCAGCAGUUUUACUAAACUUCGUAUCAUUUGAUCGACACAUUGAUGUCCAUUAUACUCCUGAAGAUUCAUAUAGGUUUUACCUGCCUCCUAAUGUCAACGGCAUGAAAUACAUAUGUUCUUGUGAUGGUCUUGUUUGUUUAUCUAAUGCUUAUUGCGAUGUUAUAUAUAUAUGGAAUCCAUUAACUAAACUGUUGAAGUUGCUUCCUCGUCCUAGCAAAAACUUGAAAAUCUAUCGAGGUUUACUAGCCUUAGGUUUCGAUCCUAUUUCUAAUGACUACAAGCUUCUUAGGAUUGCAGGAGUAGAAGCGGAGCUGUAUUCUUCAAAAGCCGAUUCCUGGAAACACGUUCAAGUUCCUGAAACACUAAAGGCAUUGCGGGCCAGUUCAAAAGUGGUGAAUGCUAAACCUGGGAUUUUGUAUAUGACAAGUGGCAAAGAUAUAAUUGCGUUUGAUUUGCAUAAGGAGGUGUUUCGACUAUAUACGAUUCCUCCCUGUAAAAUGUCAGAUAUUUUGGAGUUUAAUGGUGAGGCUGCUAUGGUUUUUAAAUCCGAUGAUGGAUCCGCUCUUAGUCUAUUUGUGUUGAACGACGUUUGUGGUGAGGUGUUUUGGACAAAAUUGUUGGAUUUAGAGUUUGAUGACAACAUAUCAAGAGUUCUUCCUUCUCUGGCUACCGCAAAGUUUGUCACAGAAAAUGAUAAUGAGGCUAAGAAGUAUGCUCUUCGAUUUCACGGUGAUGGAAAGGGCAUGGUUAUCAAGUACACCGAGAGUCUUGUUUACCUCCAAGGGUUUCAACGACAAGUUGAAAGUAAUAGAUACUUAAAGCAGUGAUGAUUCAUGUUCAGAUUCGCAAAAACAGAGACUGUCGUAAAACGACUAAAUGUUGAGCUACAGAUAUUGCAAAAAUUGCUGAAAAUUUUGAGAAUGGAAAAGUAAAAGACUGUGAAAUGGAGGCUAGCAAUCAAAGAAAUAUCAUGAUAGGGUUCAAAUCAGAGAUUGAGACACUGAAACAACAAUUUGAGAAAGCAAGUGAAUACAAGGAGAAGGUAGUGGAAGCUAAAGCAACAAUAUAGCAACUAAAGGUAGAGCUUGAGGCUGGAAGGAUGACCGAAUCUUAUACGCAUAAUUUGCUCGAAGAGUGGCAAAAAAGGGUUAAAGAAUUAGAGAUCAAUCGUGAUCAAGCAAAUCGGCUAGAAAAUCCACAUUAGAGUCUUUGGAUACCUGGGAUUUUGUAUAUGACAAGUGGCAAAGACAUAAUUGCGUUUGAUAUGCAUAAGGAGGUGUUUCGACUGUAUACGAUUCCUUGUACCAAGAGUUCUUCGCUCUCUGCUCUUGGAUUUCACGGUGGUGAUGGAAAGGGCAUGAUUAUCAAGUACACCGAGAGUCUUGUUUCCCUCCAAGGGUUUCAACCACAAGUUGAGGAGAGUAAGUAUUACUCCCUCUGUCCCAAUGAAUUGUAUACAGUUUUUUUUUUGGGACGUCCCACCAAUUGUAUACAUUCCAAAAGUAGUAAACUUUUAUAAUAUAAAACAUC
This is a messenger RNA of Daucus carota subsp. sativus, 1864 nucleotides long. RefSeq names its product putative F-box protein At3g17480. Bases 163 to 1161 code for a protein of 332 amino acids. Gene Ontology annotation, molecular function: protein binding. The record is from RefSeq and is a predicted model, not a curated record. Lineage: Eukaryota; Viridiplantae; Streptophyta; Magnoliopsida; Apiales; Apiaceae. The transcript is spliced from 2 exons.